This is a messenger RNA of Chiloscyllium plagiosum (whitespotted bambooshark), 2117 nucleotides long. The record is from RefSeq and is a predicted model, not a curated record. NCBI's taxonomy places the organism in Eukaryota, Metazoa, Chordata, Chondrichthyes, Orectolobiformes, Hemiscylliidae.
GCGCUGUCCGGAUGGAGGGCGGGGCUCCGGUGUCAGUGGGUGUGGCCCCCUGAUCCCCCUGGCCCUGUGGGUGGGGGAGGUCGCGAGUCUCUGGUCUCCGUCAUGCCGGCGGCUGCGUGAGGGUGUCGGAGGCCGCAGGAUGUACAGCAGUGGGGAGCUGGUCACUGAUUUCCUCCGUUACAAGCUGUCGCAGAGGGGCCACAACUGGCGCUGGCUUUGUGAGCAGAAUGGAGCGGCGGGCCUGGGGACACAGCCCGAACCGGGAGCGGCCGUGUACAGCGGCAGGCCCGAGGCUGAGCGGGCCCGCCAGGCCCUGCUGGACGCCGCCGAGGAGUUCGAGCUGCGCUACCGCAGGGCUUUCAGCGACCUGUCGGCGCAGCUCCGCGUCACCCCCGACACGGCGUACCAGCGCUUCGAGCAGGUGGUGGGCGAGCUGUUCCGUGACGGCGUUAACUGGGGCCGCCUGGUGGCUUUCUUCUGUUUCGGGGCGGCGCUGAGUGUGGAGAGCGCAGAGAAGGAGAUGGGCGCAUUGGUGCCCCGCAUCGCCGACUGGAUGAGUACCUACCUGGAGGACAACCUGGAGCCUUGGAUCCAGCAGCAUGGUGGCUGGGUAAUAAUGGAACAGCUGUGUCUCCAUUGGAGCAACAACGUGAUAAUAAGAAGCCGGGGAUUCUUGGCUACCUUGAGGAUGUUCCCAGUUUGUUCUGAGAAUUAUACUGAUCUCAACUGGUCAAAGUUAGGGAUAUUGAUCUUGGAAAUAUUGUGGCCAUUGAAACUGGACACAGCAUGCUGCAAGUUAACUUCCUUUGCAAAAGCAGAACAGUUUGGUGAUGGUCUGGAGUUGAUUAUGCAUCAGGAUGCUUUUGUACAACUGUAUGGGAAUAAUGCUGCUGCUCGGAACCGUCAGUUGCAGGAGUCUGUUGUAAAAUGGUUUAUGGCAGUAACAGCUGUGGGUGCGACUUUGGCCAUUGCUGCGUUCUUAGCCCGGAGAAGGUAACGGCAGUGAGACUGCAUUAAGAGGCAAGCUUUGGUCAACAGCCAUUAUAUUGGAAGAAUAUCUUAGCAGAAUGGCAUGGCCAUGAAAGCUGCAUCGAUAGAUCUCUGCUUACUCCUUGUGUUGGAACACUGUCAGCUGUUUAUACAUUGUGUAUUGUGUAUGUGUACUCAGUUUACAAUUACAAAGCAUUCAUGCAGGUGCUGUGACAGAAACAGAGAUUAUCUGCAAGUAAAUGAACUACAUCAGUAACUAAAGCUAACUUUAUCCAAGAUAAUUGAACCUGGAGUGCAGGCGCUGACCAGCAGCUUAUACAGUGAAGAUCUCUAUUCAGUGACAUGGCUCUGUGCCGUAUUGGCAAAAAUCCACAAACACGGCAGCCCCCUCGCUGCACUGUGGUGUUAAUUUUAAGAUCUAUCAUGUCUGAUGUGACUGAAUAGUACAGACGAGUCAGACUGCACAGAAGAAAAGCCAAGUUGCUUGGAUUCCAGAGGAGGAAUGAAGUUAGAGUGGCCUGCAAGAAAGCUGCUGCUUGUUCUGGAGAUGCCAAUGGCCUACUACAGCUCAAAAUCAAAGGAAAUGGUGGGCAACACCCUCAACUGGAACCUGCUGGGGAUAACCGAGGCAAUGGAGCAGAGUUUUCCUGUAACUGAAGGCUGACUGACAUUUUAUUUAUACCAAAUUUUUAAAAUUUUUGUUACCUGCUGGAAUAUUGAUGUGGUGCUUGAGUGGGGGUGACCAUACAAAGCCUGUCUCUGAUGGGCUCCCUGAUUUCUGGCAUUGUCUUGAUGGUAUACUGUGGGAGAGUUUGAUCAUCAUGUUUGAACUGAAGUUGAAGCUGCCACUGCUUCUCAGCAGGAAUGAAAAAGCAAGACUUCAACCAUUUUGACAAGAUCAUUUGGAAAAGGUUUUGCGGCACAUGGGUUGUCCAUGUUCCUUAAAUGCCUCAGAAUUAUUUUAAGAAGGUUUUCCGCUGUCAUGUGUGGAUGCUGAAGGCGUGACUACUAGUCACUAUUAUUCACUGUAAUCAUUCCUUUUUAAUUUGCUGCUCACACCACAUUAGAAGCGAACUACUUUACACAGUCUUAAAAUUUAAAUUAAAAUGACUUGUUUUUAAACACAA